Molecule: messenger RNA, 4103 nt
Organism: Vanessa atalanta (red admiral)
Lineage: Eukaryota; Metazoa; Arthropoda; Insecta; Lepidoptera; Nymphalidae
Gene: Pi3K21B
Product: phosphatidylinositol 3-kinase regulatory subunit gamma
Exons: 4
Coding region: 507-1829 (440 amino acids)
Biological process (GO): insulin receptor signaling pathway; phosphatidylinositol phosphate biosynthetic process
Cellular component (GO): phosphatidylinositol 3-kinase complex
Molecular function (GO): 1-phosphatidylinositol-3-kinase regulator activity
Source: RefSeq, a predicted model, not a curated record
AUAGGACCUCGAAAGUACAUAACUACAGCACAAAAUAGUAGUUUUUAUCAUUUAAUUUCCAUCAUCUAUAAAGAGGCUUGUAAAAAGAUACGCUAAUAAUAAUGGCGUUUUAAUACUGUUUUAUUUUGGACAUGUUUAACUACUUUUGUAGAUUAUGAUGUCCCAUAGAAACAAAAACGUCUCGUACUGGCAGUACCUACUUGUCAGCCAUAGUAACUCGUCAACCCAAGUAGCCCUUUCCUUUGUGAAUUCUAAAUCCAACUAUAGUGUUUGUUCCUUUCCAAUAUAUGAAUUUUAGAUGUUUUUGACCAACUUUAAUCGUCGUAGAUCAUUAUGUUGUGAAUUUUAAAUGUACUUAAUGGCGUACUCGUUCCGUAACCUCAAUCAAGCGGAAGUGACUGAAACCUGCUGGUUAUAGUGGAUAUAUGCAUUCUAGGAAGCUUAGUGUUAUUUUGUUUGUACCCUAAUUACCUUUAAUAUCAUAUGCAAGUGAUACUAACGAUAUAAUGGUAGAAAUAGGUGCUCCACAGCAAUCUGCAGAAGACAGUUUAGAAAAUGCCGAAUGGUAUUGGGGAGAUAUUACUCGGGAUGAAGCUAAUGAAAAAUUAAGAGAUACUUGUGAUGGCACUUUUCUAGUCAGGAAUGCCUCAAAUAAAGAUAGUGGCUACACAUUAACAGUAAGAAAAGGAGGCACAAACAAAUUAAUUAAGAUAUACAAUCAAGAUGGCCGCUAUGGAUUUUGUGAACCUUUUGAAUUUAAAUCAAUUGUUGAUCUUGUUGGAUUCUAUACUGAGUAUUCAUUGGCACACUGUAAUAGCAGUUUGGAUAUUAAACUCAUGUAUCCACUCUCCCGGAAUCAAGAGAAUGAUGGAGGAGAAAAUAUUAAUGAUGAAACAUUGGAAACACGAUAUAAAGACAUUCAUAAAGAAUUUGUACUAAAAACUAGAGAUUAUGAUGAGCGUUCUGACAAAUAUAUGAGGUUACGAGAAGAAGUUAAAUUUAAAAGACAGGCUUUAGAUGCUUUUAAGGAAACUUUGAAGGCAUGUGAAGAUCACCUAAAACUACAAGAAAAAAUGCAGUCUGAAGCACAACCUCAUGAAAAAAUUGAUGUUAUUGAGAACAAUAGACAAUUAAUAUUGAGAGUGAACAGCUUAAGGCAAGCCCGAGUACAAUUGCACAAUAUUCUUAAAGAAACUGUUGAAUCUAAUUUGUUGCUAGAAAGAGAAAUAACAAAAUUAAAAUCAGAAAUUAUUAAUCUUUACAAAAUAAAAGACCGCUAUAAAGUGUGGUUACAACGACGAGGCAAAACUGAAGAAUACCUCCAAGCUUUGGAAGAUGACAAUAUACAUAAACUUGAAGAAUUAUAUGCACAUCGUGAAAUGAUUACAUGGAUGGUAGAGAAUUGUACACGCGAUAUGGCAGAGAAACUUUUAGAAGGAAAACCUCAGGGCACUUUUUUAAUCAGACCUAAUUCGACUGGUCAGCUUGCCCUGUCUAUUUGUUGUAAUAAUUUGGUUUAUCAUUGCAUAAUUUUUAAGACUGAAAGAGGUUAUGGAUUUGCAGAACCUUACAAUAUCUACAAUGUUUCCCUAUUUUUCAGAACUUUAAAUGAGCUAGUAUUACAUUACGCUUCUAACUCCUUAGAAGAACAUAAUGAACAAUUAAGGACUGCAUUAAAAUAUCCAAUUAAUGCAUGCUUAGUGAAAAAGCCAGAUAAAAAAAUGCAGGAAACACAAACGGAUAUGCGGUUACAUCAGGAGUCUCACCAUGAAGCACAACUUCAAACACAUCAGCGUCGACAGAGAAAGCAACGUCAUCCACUUCCAUAAAACCAUCAUGUAAAGGAUUUGACUUAAAGCUUUCCUAGUCAUUUUUGUGAGUAAAAAGACUAGAGUAAUUGAUUGUCAAUUUUCAAAUUGAUAUAAAUCAAUGCCAAUUUCUCCUGUGAAGCCCAAACCUCAUAGAGUUAAUAAUUUAUGUAGCUUGAUUGCGAUAAAAGAGGUUUCUUAUAAGAUGCGUAUUUUGCAUCUCUUGCAAUAUGUGAUAUUUCUUAGUAAUGGCUUCUUAUGUGAUAAUCUAUGUGGACAGUAUGUUCAUCUUUUUUAACUGUAGUAUUUGUUCAUGGUAACAAAAAAGAAUUUUCAGUGUGCACUUCAUUGUAUAAAGUCCUACCAUGACAUAAAUAUAUAUUUGUAAGGGUAAGAAGUGCAUUUUAUUGUCUGGUCUAUAUUAUUUUAUAAUCAUAUUUUAGAAUGCGAAAGUAUGGGUCAAAUGUACAAAACAAUAUUUAUAAGUUAAACAUUGUUGAUUUAUCUUGUAAUACUGUGGUUACACAAUAAUUUGAAUAGUUUUACAUAUUUAUAUAGCUCAUGAGUUUUUAUUACUAAAAUAUUUUCAUAAAAUUAAGAUCUGCUAACAACAUAGUAAGAUUCGUUUAAGUUAUAUAGACUCCACUUUUAUAAAAAAAAUAUGAUUAGGUAGAACCUAACAAAAAUAUUACUUUAUGAUAUUAUACCCACAAGAUAAGUUAUUACACACUUCUUGUCAAGUAAAAGACCAAAGCAAAGCCAAUUGGAAGUGAAAAGUAAUUUAUUAUAUAAAAAAGAUACAGCAAGUAAAUCUUUGUAUCUGAGACACAUUCACUUUUUAUUUUGAAUAAUAAGCCAAAAGCCCAAAACAAUAAUUACAUGUUGCAUUCAAGCAUGAAUUCUACUUAUUUAUGUUUGAUAGGUACUUGACAUUCCUUGUUCAAAAACCACACCAAAAUAAAAAAAUAUGUAAAUGAGUAGAUUUAAAAGUGUGUAUAUUUUUUAAUUUCUUUGAUAAGUAAGAACUUAUCUCUGUUGAUAAUGAAAAGAGAAAUCGAUUUUUUCUUAAUGCAAGCAGAGCUUUGACUAUCUCAUUGCAAUAUUUCUACAUUAUUACAACAAUGUGAAUGAAAAGGUUCCCUUACGACUUUUCUUUCCCUUUGUAAUGCACCACUUAUAUAAAACAUUGUGUUCUUGAAACAAUUAUUGCUAAUGCAAAUUAAAAACCUUGAACUUGUGGUAAAAUCUACAUUUUCUAUUCAAUAGCCUGACUUACUUAGCUUCUUGUAUGUUAGCAAUUAUUUGAUCAGAUAUUUGCUUUUGUAUUAAAGCUUAUACCUUGAAUACUACAAAUGUAUUAAUAUACAUUAAAAUACCUUCAAGGCGCUUCGAGAAUGACACCAGACGCAUAAAAUUGUAUUUUAACAAAUGAAAAAUAGGUAAUAAAUUGUCUUGUCUAUACACUGUGGCAAAAGUUUCUGUAAAAAACUCCUUAAAUUGUCACAAAUAUGUAAACAAUGUCGUGGAAAUAAUGGUAACUUUCUGAAGAAUUGCUAAUUAUUUCAAGGGAAAUGAAAUAAUAACCAUCGUCCAAAAUAUACAACAAUAAGUUUUUGUGUGUUGCACCGUUUUUAACAAAGAUCAUUUUUAUUUUAUCUUAAUUAUUGCCACAGUUUGAAUUGAUUUCAUUAGUGUAUCAGGAAUAAUAUUAAAAAUUACAAUAUCCUUUAAUUCAUCAUAGUGCAUGAAAUAAAGAUCAUUUAAAUAAUAUGAUAUAGAAUAACUUGCUUUCAAAAACAAUUUAAUCCAAUUCAUCAUAUUUUGAAGACCUCUUUCCAUUUUAUAAGAACUCUUGUCUUACUUGAUUUAAACCAAAUAAUAUUAAAAUGUUUGAGUAACUUUUUUGUUUGUUGUUUCAGAGAUAAUAUAAUGUAACGAAAAAUUUGUAGGUGGUUCAAAUAAAUAUAACUGUUUAUUUUUAUGUUAAGAAAGUUUUGUUUCUUAAAAAUUAAAUUUUCGAGUUAGUUUUGCGGUUUAUUAACGAACAUGUUAUUUGAAAUUUAAUUAACUAAAUUCGACAUUUGUAUGUAUUUAUUUCACAUUAUUUGUGCAAUGAAUUGUGGCUAAUUUGUGUGUUAGUUCUCGAUUUAUAGCUUUUCACAAAUAUGUAUUAUAGCAAUAAUGUUUCGAAUUUAUGUUUUUUUCUUAAUACAGAAUUUAAGAUUGUAUCAACAGGUGUAUACAGAAUAAUAAAUAACUUAGUUAUUUGAUUGAUAAAAGUUUUACCUAUUCAUA